Messenger RNA from Necator americanus (New World hookworm), 2391 nucleotides. RefSeq lists its product as uncharacterized. The coding region runs from base 1 to 2391 and encodes 796 amino acids. Gene Ontology annotation, molecular function: structural constituent of cuticle. The record is from RefSeq and is a predicted model, not a curated record. Lineage: Eukaryota; Metazoa; Nematoda; Chromadorea; Rhabditida; Ancylostomatidae. The transcript has 14 exons.
AUGAAUCAUACCGUGAUAUGGAUUUCUCAUGGAAAGCUUAUAUAUGGGAUCGUAGCUUACGGAAAACCACGUGGCUCCGCUCGUCUCUCCGUGAUCGUCGUAAGAAAUGGCAUGGGAAUCGCUUUAGUUCCUAUAAGGGCGAAAUCGCUCAUGACUGGCUUAACGCCACGCGGGUCCAACCCGCAAUCAGAGGCUCUAAUUGAGGCUCGAGAAGAAGCCUACAAGUUCAUUAUUGGUGUGUCCGGAUCACUCUCCGUUUUGUCCCUUCUUACAAUAUGUCUUAUUGUCCCCUCAAUGUACAAUAUGGUCGAUAAUAUUGGACAAUUUAGUAAACUUGACUUCGCCUAUUGUGAGGGUGCCAUGAGUGACAUGGAACAAGAGAUGAUCUCAAUUCGGGAGUCGUACCGAGAAUCCGGUGGUAACCGAACAAGUCGAGCUGCUAAUUACGGACACUAUAACCCUACAAUGUUCGCCAGCGAGUCUCCACAAUUCCAGGAAUGUCCUGCUUGCUGCGUUCCCGGAGAACGUGGUCCUAUGGGAGACCCCGGCCUGCCUGCACUCCCAGGUGCUCCAGGUCCUGAUGGAGCCCCAGGCCGGCCUGGAACAACCCCGAAUGCGUCGUGUAUUCCUGAACGAGUGUUUGAACCACCACCAUGUCUUCCCUGCCCACAAGGACCGAGGGGUGUAGCCGGACAUCCUGGAUUUCCAGGUGAUCCAGGAGAUCCUGGCAUUCCUGGGCGACCUGGUGCCGAUGGUCUUCCUGGUAAACAAGGAGAACCAGGACCUACAGGGCCUGCAGGUCCACCAGGAGAAUCUGGACCUACUGGGGACAAGGGAAGGACACCGGAAGCCCAUGUUAUUCCUGGACCUCCAGGGGACCCGGGACCACCAGGUCCAUGGGGGCCACCCGGAAGUCCUGGUAUGCCUGGUGAGGAUGGGUAUCCAGGAACGCCAGGUGAGAAAGGUUGGCCAGGACCACCGGGUGCUCCAGGACUAAUGGGACCACAAGGACCACCUGGACCAGGUGGUGAAGAGGGACCUACAGGAACUCCUGGCACUUGUGUCUGUCAGGACACUGAGGUUGUGAUGACAGAUGUGAAUGGAAAGAUACCUGCCCCAAGGGAAGAACCCUACCAAGAGCCUCAACCACCACGUCCGCCGCCGUUGAAAGAUGCGGCCAUCGAGCAAGUCUCUCCAUCGGGUGCAAACAAUGAGAUCAACACGGAAUCUUACACGAACAACGAGAACGGCGGCUACUACAACAGGCAGGCAGAAAGCGACCAAGAGGAUCACAGCGAAAUCCACAAGAAGAAAAAGACUGUUAGACAAAUUAAACAUCAAGAACAAGAGCAUAGGGAAAAACGGGAUUCUAACGGAAACUCUCCGCUGUCCUCGCUCACAAUGUCGAACCCCCGAAAAAAGAUUUACCAAUUCGUUACCGGUCUGCAGAUUGCCUUUAGUGUGCUUUCUGUAACAAUCCUCUGCUUGACGUUACCUUUGAUGUACAGUAAUGUUCAAUCAACAAUCGAUUAUGUGGAACAAGAAAUGGCAUUUUGUGAGCGUUCGAAUCAAGAAGCCCUAACGGAACUGGAAUAUGGAAAGAUGACUUACAAUCGAACAAGACGUGGUGCAUAUGGUGGGAACUCAUUCCAAUCCAGAUCUUACGGCGAUGAAGUCACCGGCACACCAUUAGAGACGGAAUGCCCCGGGUGCUGCAUUCCUGGUCCACCCGGUCCUCGUGGCCCAUCCGGAAAUCCUGGUACGCCAGGUACUCCGGGAAUGGCCGGCAAACCUGGAAUGCCAGGAAUAACGCCAAACCAGACCUGCCCGAUGAAUCUCGUUCGCGAACCUCCACCAUGUCGACCUUGUCCGAAAGGACCACCAGGUAUUAAAGGUUGGCCUGGAUUCCCCGGAGAUGUCGGCCCGCCUGGCCCUCCUGGAGAGAAAGGAUUAGACGGCGAAGAUGGAGCUACUGGUGAACCUGGAAUCAAGGGACCUCCAGGCUACAAAGGAGGACCCGGAGCCCCUGGAGAUAAAGGACCAACGCCGGAAGGGGAGCCCAGAGAAGGGCCACCCGGUGACGAAGGACCUCCUGGCCCAGUUGGAGCAUCAGGAAUGCCUGGCCUUCCUGGUAGAAACGGGCUUACUGGACCACAAGGAGACAGAGGAUGGGCUGGAGUUCCAGGAGAAAAUGGAGAACCAGGUUACCCUGGACCAGAGGGACCUAUGGGUGGACAGGGUCCACCAGGAGAGCCAGGAGUAUGUAUUUGUCAAAAUGUGGACUCCAUUCUUCUCAUACAUCCUGGAUCACAACCAAGAAUUAGAUCUGACGAGGACGAGCCCGUGGAUUCUCCAGCGAUGCCAAGCAGAGGUGGAUACGGUAGGCGAUAG